GACACGCCUGUGUUUGUCAAGCAGGUGUUUGUGUGUCGGUGAGUGUUUCUGUCAUUCAACCACCACACUUUGUUCAUCUGAAGCGGAGAAGAAGCAAACCCUCAAUUCUCCUGCAGCAGCAGCAUCAAACUAACAGAAGCAACAUGAACAUGCAGACUGCAGAAGCCGUGUCAUCGACUAUAAACACCAACCGAAACUGUACUGUGGAGAUCACCAAUAUUAGCUCCGCUUACUGUCUUAUCAAUCCAAAAGUUUGUAUGACCAGUGGGUUCAGUUUCCAUCCUCCUCAACCCACCAUCCGCACCGCCAAGACCGAGGUUUGCUCUUUCACCAAAGAUGAUAACACCGCCACUGGGGCUGUGGGCAUCUUGACCUACGACCUCUUCCACAUGCAGAACCACAUGUGCACUGAGCGCAUGGCCAUUCUGUUCUCUGUCCCCUAUGAUUAUCACCUCUACAAGAACGUCUUGGGCAUCGGCAUUUUUGAGAGCAGCCGGGAAUGCGACAAGGCCCUGUACAAACACAUGUAUGAGGGGAAAGACUUCAGCCAGUUCACCCGGGUCGAUGCAGGAGGAUCUGGAGUCCUGCACAGGGGAAAGAAAGUCGACUUAAGAGUCACCAUGUCUACUGUGGGCAAGGCUAUUAUUAAGCUGGAGGUGUACGAUAAGAUGGGCUAAAUAAUAAGCAGAUUUAGUAUGGCAUUAACAGAAUAUAUUUAGUUAUUCAUUUUGAUCUAAUACUUGCAUAAUUACAUGCAAAAUCAUGUAGCCAUGCAUGCCAUUGUGCUUUCAAAUAUUGGUGUAACUUUUUGAUAUCUGUACCUGGAUUUAUGCUCUCCAUUUUCCUUUUAAUGUUCACAAAAACUUGUCUAAAUAAAAGAAAUCACUCAUUCA
Molecule: messenger RNA, 893 nt
Organism: Danio aesculapii
Lineage: Eukaryota; Metazoa; Chordata; Actinopteri; Cypriniformes; Danionidae
Product: DELTA-actitoxin-Aeq1c
Exons: 3
Coding region: 144-677 (177 amino acids)
Biological process (GO): cytolysis in another organism; pore complex assembly; monoatomic cation transport
Cellular component (GO): pore complex
Molecular function (GO): channel activity
Source: RefSeq, a predicted model, not a curated record